CUCAGUUUUGGAUAAGAGAAAGAGAGAGAGAGAGAGAGAGUAGCCAUGGAGGUGGGGAUGGCUGUGCGCGCUCUAGUUCGCAUCCCUCUCUCGGCGAGACUCCAGGAAGAUGCCUUCUUGCGGGGAUCUCCACUCCCAACUCGCUCCAGGAGCAGCAGCAGCAGUAGCUCAAGGAAUGGUGGUGAGAAGCCAGGCAGGGCACUGGUAGUAGAAGCCAAGGGAAAGAAGGGCAUGAUGGGUCGCCAGUUCCAGCGCCCUCCUCCCCCUCCUCUCCCUAAGAUCGAGGAUGACGGCAAUCCCAAGUUCGUCAUCUUUAUCCGCAGCUCCAACGUGUAUCUUUGGUACCCACUAACUCUGGUAACUGGUGGUACAACGGCAAAAAUCAUGGUUGCUGCUAAAGAUAAUUUUCUUGGCAAGUAUCUUUAUAAAGACACCAUUGCCAGAAAUCUUGCAGCUGUUAUUUACAAAGAUGAGAAGGAUAUACAGAAGACAGCAUUUAAGCAAUUUCGUGUGUUGCGGACAGCUCCUUCAUUUAGAUAUGGAUAUAAGCUUGUGGUAAAUGGCAACGUGAGAGCUGCACUUUCUACAUCUGAUGUUAUUGAACUACCUCCACAAGAGGAGCUUAAAACUGUCAUUGAUAAAGUGAAGGACUUCUUUGGUGAAGCGACAAGUGGUGCAAAAGAAUCAUUUGGGAAACUUACUUCCUUGUCGGCGGUGUCUAGCAGUGAACCAGAGUCUGAAUCGCAGGUCGAGAGCUAGAGCUAGAAGCAAAGCCUCAUCAACCAUGGAUUUGAUCAGAGGGCCUGAAAUGAUAAUAUCAUUAGUAAUGUUAAGCCCUGCAAACCUGUCCAUAUGAAUGAUCAAUCCAACAAUGUAAGCUUGUUGUAAUCCGUUUCUUCUUGCUCAUAUAUGUAAUUUUUGAAUAUUACUUUUCCUAUUUCAUUUUGCCCGAGUAAUUUCUGA
Messenger RNA from Dioscorea cayenensis subsp. rotundata (Guinea yam), 963 nucleotides. RefSeq names its product protein HHL1, chloroplastic. The transcript is spliced from 6 exons. NCBI's taxonomy places the organism in Eukaryota, Viridiplantae, Streptophyta, Magnoliopsida, Dioscoreales, Dioscoreaceae. The record is from RefSeq and is a predicted model, not a curated record. Bases 46 to 759 code for a protein of 237 amino acids.